Messenger RNA from Prorocentrum cordatum, 2739 nucleotides. The record is from the annotation of a GenBank genome assembly. NCBI's taxonomy places the organism in Eukaryota, Dinophyceae, Prorocentrales, Prorocentraceae.
GCCGCGGCGGCGCGGCGCCCCCCCGCGGCGCUCGGCUUCGAGGGCCUGCUGGGGGAGCUCGACUCGCUCCGGGCCCGCCUGCUGGAGCAGCACCGGCGGGAGCUCCAGGAGCUGCGGCUCGGCAGCGGCCGGGGCGCCUCGGAGGCCGCCCCCGCGGAGCGCGCCUCGGAGCCGGCGGGGGCCGUGGAGGAGGCCGCCCCCGCGGCGCCGGAGCGCGCGCGUGCCCUGAGGAGGCCGCGCGUGGCGGAGCCGGAACGGUUGGUGGUGGAGUGGGCGUCGUCGGGGUCCGAGCCCUCUGUCGCAGAGCAGGCGCCAGAGCAGCUGCAGCUGAGGCGGGACCGGCCGCCGAGGGACUCAACGCCGUCCGAGGCGGUGGAGCUGCAUGGUGUCCGGGAGCCGGCCUCGCUCUACGUGGUCUUGGACGGUUGGGUGAGCCACGUGCCGAUCUUCCGUCUGGCCGCGAUGGACGCGCGGUCUGCGGCGACCAUGUGCGUGAAGUCGAAAUUCUCUCGGGGUGGCUCGAUGGGUUCGAGCCUGUCGCUGGGGGGAGCUGCUGAGGAUCUCAAGGAGGCUGAUACACUGACCUUUGUUUCGAAAGGGUUCGUCGCCAAGUGGCUGAUGGUGCACCCUAUGCAGUGGGGGGUUACCCUCUGGAGUUUUCUGAGCCUCCUGCUGAUUGCCUACGACACAGUUACCGUGCCCCUCUUCUUCUUCUACACGUUCGAGUACGUCCCACUGGUGAUUGCAUUCUUUGAUUGGCUCGCUAGAGUCUUCUGGACCGUCGACAUCCCGCUGUCCCUUGUGACCGGCUUCCACAAGGAGGGUCACAUCGAGAUGAGGCCCAAGGUCGUGGCUUUGGCAUACGUUCAGUCGUGGUGCGUAUUCGACAUCAUCGUCGUCACGUCAGACUGGCUGGUCGUCGUCCUGAAGAACAACUCCACCCUCUCGGCCGUGCCAGUGCUCAGGUCGCUGCGAUUGGUCCGCGUACUCCGCCUGUUGCGGCUCGGGCGGCUCUCGCACAUGAUCAACGAGAUUUUGCUGUACGCCUCCGAGUGGGUGACUCUCGGCGUCAGCAUUCUGAAGCUGACCGUGGGGCUGUGCGUAGGGAUUCACCUCGUCGCGUGUGUCUGGUAUGGCGUGGGUGCGAGCAACAGCUCCGGAUGGGUCUCCAGAGAGGGGCUCUUGGAGUCUGCGGCGCUCUCCGAGCAGUACCUGUUUUCCGUGCACUGGGUGAUCACCCAGCUGCAUGGCACGAGUCUUACGCCCCCGCGGACGUUCUUGGAGAUCGCCUUCCAGUCCCUGGUGCUCUUGGGCGCCCAUGGUUUCGUUGCGAUCUUCAUCGCCAACCUCACGCAGGCCAUGAUAUCCCUGGCGGACACCCAGAAGCUCCAGAUGCAGCAGGCGGCCAGGCGCUACCUGCGCCGCCGGCGCAUCUCCCCCGCACUCUCGUACCAGGUGCGCGCGCAUUUUGGGAAGAACAGCAGCGGGAGGAUGUCCGUGCAGGACACCAUGGAGCUGGAGGAGAAGCUGGUCGAGUCCCUCCCGCUGGUGCUGCAGCAGCAGCUCUACGAAGAGGUGCGCCUGCCCCUGCUGAAGCUCGUGCCGCUCUUCCGGCGCAACGGCUUCUCGAACAACCGGCUGCUGAGGCAGCUCUGCUACAAGGCCAUCUCGGGCGUCUCGCUUAUAUCGGGCGAGCUGGUGUUCAGCCUCGGGGACGCGUGCAGGCGGAUGUUGGUCGUCGAGUCUGGCACCGGCGUCUACGUGAAGCUGAAGAAGUCCCGCGAGACCCACUCCGCGUCGGGGAGGACACUGACGACCUACCUUGCGGCGGGCUCCUCCGAGGACUUGGACACGAAGCAGGUGAUCCGCUAUCGAGGCCAGCACAUCUGCGAGGCCGCACUGUGGACGCGGUGGACGAACCAGGGAGAGCUCUUCGCGGAGGGCGACUGCACUAUGCUGACUCUUUUGAGCACCGAGUUCGCCACCAUCGUGAGUGCAUACGAGAUCACCCGCGUGCUCUGUCUCAAAUACGCGGCCUGCUUCGUCUCCUGGUUGAACGACAGGGCCCGCAUGCAUCAGACCUCGGACGUGAUGGAGACCCCAAGGCACCUGAUCAGCGAGUACCUGCAGAAGAUGGCGGACAACAGCGCCUUCAUCUUCAUCUCGCACUUCAAGGAGGAGGCGGGGUCGGACGCGGCGCUCAUCGAGGAGGGCAUGCACCGGAUCAUAAAGGAGAACCCCGCCCACCCCGCGUUCAACCUCAGGAGGCCGAUCUUCCUCGACUCCAACGACCUCGAGGAGACGGACCACAUCAGGACCAUGAUCAGGAGCAGCCACAACGUGGUGCUGCUCCUCACGGACAACGUGCUGACGCGGCCCUGGGUGCUCAUCGAGAUUGUGACCGCCCUGCGAGCCCGCCUGCCGAUCCACCUGGUCACCAUCCAGCGCCCGGGUGUCGAUUUCAGGUUCCCAAGCGAGAGCUUCAUCGAAAGCCUCGCCGCUGGCGACGGCCUCAGCUCGAGCGCCCAGGCGCUCCUGAGUGCGGAGGGCAUCACCACCGAGGACCUGCUGCUCCUGGGCAGCGCCUUCCAUCGCAUAGCCUUGCCGUUUUCCCCGCACAAGUCCAUCAAUGUCCGGGAGGCGGAGCUGCUGGACAUCAUGAAUCGCUGCGAGAUCGACGGCUACAAGAUCUCGUUCCGGCGGCCUGACGAGCCCGUACGCUCAAGGAGCCUCGUGUAG